Messenger RNA from Pyrenophora tritici-repentis Pt-1C-BFP, 258 nucleotides. The record is from RefSeq and is a predicted model, not a curated record. NCBI's taxonomy places the organism in Eukaryota, Fungi, Ascomycota, Dothideomycetes, Pleosporales, Pleosporaceae.
AUGUCUAGCAAACAUGAUGGUCUCCAAUCGGCAUCUGGUCCAUUACGAAGAUGCGCACUGGGAACGAAUGGGAAACAAAGCAUAUUCUUGGAAGAGGUAAAAAUUGAAAAGGGACAGUUCGAGAUAACGACGCUCAUGACUAUAGAAGAUACUGGAGGUCCCUAUUCUGUGGAAAGACAAGCGAGAAGGUUGCUCUUCGUGCCGGAAGAUAAGCAUAAACGAGUAUUGGAUGUACUCCACGAGAGAGCGAUGGCGUAG